Radiomyces spectabilis is the source of this 273-nucleotide messenger RNA. RefSeq lists its product as uncharacterized. Bases 1 to 273 code for a protein of 90 amino acids. The transcript is spliced from 2 exons. NCBI's taxonomy places the organism in Eukaryota, Fungi, Mucoromycota, Mucoromycetes, Mucorales, Radiomycetaceae. The record is from RefSeq and is a predicted model, not a curated record.
AUGCCCGUAUCACCAAAAGACAUCAAGCGUUCUAAAAACCUGUCAAUGCCAACGGAACAGAAUGUCGAGUUGAGUAUGGGGAUUUCUCCCGAUUAUACUCGUUCAUCAUCCGGUCACGUUUCAGAGCAGCAAACGGCAACAGCACCGUUGUCUGUAACAGGUUCGCCUGUAUUCAACGAUGACUCUCGAGUCUUUUAUCGUCAUCAAAAAGCAUGCAUCUGCCGAGGCUCCGGUGUUGGUUGCGAUUGCUCCUCACAGUGUUCGUGUCGAUAA